AACUGCACGAUGCUGCAGACCGACCUGCUCGCCCCCGCGCACGCAGACCUCGUCACCCACCUCACGUACGACUACUACGGCGAACGCCUCGCAACAUGUUCCGCCGACCAGCGCAUAAAGGUCUUUCGGAAAGACGAGCACGGUAAAUGGGCCGAGGACGCCAACUGGAAGGCCCACGACGCGCCCAUCCUCCACCUCUCCUUCUCGCACCCGAUCCACGGCUCCCUCCUCGCCUCGUGCUCCCACGACCGCACAAUCCGUAUCUGGGAAGAACCCUCCUUUUCCACGUCCGCCACCGCCCCCGCCGCCUCCACCUCGCGCGCAUGGCUCGAGCGCGGUAUCCUCACCGGCCCCACCGGCGCCAUCCGCUCCGUCCAAUUCGGCCCCCCGGACCCCGCCCACGGCCUGCGUGUGGCCAGCAUCGCCACCGACGGAUACCUGCGCGUCCACACCUCGCUCGACCCGAGCCUGAACGACUGGUCAGAGGUCGUCAGGAUCCACGUCCCUUCCCUUCCCGGCCCGUCCUCCGCGCCCAGCGACGACGGCGGCACCGGCACAGCGUCCUCCUCUGCCGCGGGCACGGGUCUCACAGGGACACUUGCCAUGGCCAGUGCCGCGGGCGACAGUGGGGGCACGAGCCAUCACCCGCACACAUCUGAACUGGCCACGGGCGGAUGGGGACUCAGCUGGUGUAAAGAACGAUGGUGGGGUCCUCUCAUCGCCGUCUUUGCAGGUACCUCCCCUUCCCUCAAACUCGUCUCCCUCUCCCCUACCCCAUCAUGCGUCCUGCUCCUCACUCCCUCCUCCACUCCUUCCACCACCUCUUCCGGCCCCACCCAGUACGCCCCACUAACAUGCCUCGCAUGGGCACCCAACUGCGGGAGAAACUACCACCUCUUGGCCACCGGCGCUCGUGACGGCACCAUCAGGAUAUGGCGAGUCGAACCCCCCGGCGAACGGGGCAGAGUCGAUUACGACACUGGCGGCGAAGUGGUCAAAGAGUGGAGGGGGCAGUGUACCGGCGAGUUUGGAAAAGGUGGAGCAAGGAUCGGCACGGUGGAUUGGAACGCAACAGGUACAAUGCUAUCUACAACAGACGACGAAGGUAUCGUCAGAAUAUACAAACCUACGUACGCAAGAAGCUGGAGUCUCCUCGGAUCGUUGGCGGCGGAAGAACCUCCCCUGGAAGACGGUUUGAAUGGCCAUUAAAAAUCCUCGAAGCAAGAGGCGAUAAAGUUACAUUUUAUUUAAUAUGUAUAGCAUCAGCAAAUGCCAGACUAGACAAAAAUGCAUGCAUACUUG
Molecule: messenger RNA, 1302 nt
Organism: Cryptococcus deneoformans JEC21
Lineage: Eukaryota; Fungi; Basidiomycota; Tremellomycetes; Tremellales; Cryptococcaceae
Product: nuclear pore protein seh1, putative
Exons: 5
Coding region: 10-1209 (399 amino acids)
Biological process (GO): cellular response to amino acid starvation; positive regulation of TORC1 signaling
Cellular component (GO): Seh1-associated complex; nuclear pore outer ring
Molecular function (GO): structural molecule activity; protein binding
Source: RefSeq, a predicted model, not a curated record